AUGUCAGCGACCCGCAGCGCUGCCCGCCCUUUUGGACUUUUGACUUUGGGCUUGCGAACUGCCUUGUCUGGAUCGUCCUGGAUCGUCCUGGAUCGUCUGGAUCGACUGCGAAUGGCUCGACCCUCCCGCUGGACACUCCCGCGCAUGUCGCGCAGCUUAACCCGGCUCCCCUUCUUCGACAGCGGCCUGUUUCGUCUGCUACCAGCUAAAUUGCUAAUAGCGGCAGAGUGCCCUUCGAGAGCCUCCAGCACCGUUGUUGCGGCGGUGCUGGCCCUUGUCCCAGAGCGCCAUGGUCCAAGGUCCCAGCUAGAUUCCGGUGGACGCACGCGGUACGCCCGUUGA
Amorphotheca resinae ATCC 22711 is the source of this 342-nucleotide messenger RNA. RefSeq lists its product as hypothetical. The transcript has a single exon. Lineage: Eukaryota; Fungi; Ascomycota; Leotiomycetes; Helotiales; Amorphothecaceae. The record is from RefSeq and is a predicted model, not a curated record. Bases 1 to 342 code for a protein of 113 amino acids.